GACCCAAACAGCUGCGGGCAGGGGUCCUACGAGCGCCGCUGUCCGUUGGAAUGACGCCGGCGGACGGUUAAUCAGCUGAUUGAAGCAGUCUGACCAAAAUAACGCCGUUUUUAACUGUCAAAAGGCGUUUAACGGUCCUCGACAAGUAACCAUACUCUGCUCGGAUAGUAUUGUCAUGCUUUAUUUGGACUUUAAUCAUGGACAAGAUUUUGGAGGCCCUCAUCAGCUCCAAUCAUUCUGUUCCAGUGAAAAAGGCCAUCGUGAAGAAGGUUGUGGAGGCAGCAGAGAAAGAGGUGACAGAGGAGCAAUGCCAGGCACUGUACACUCUCACAGCCCGCUUCAUCUUACUGGGUGAAGAUGCCUUUCAGAAACAGGUGGGAUUCCAAGUUCUGGAAGCCUAUGCUCGCUACCACCGGCCUGAAUUUGAACGUUUUUUCAGUAAAGACUUUGUACUCGGUCUGCUGCAGCAGGGCUAUGGCCAGCUGGACCGCAAAGACCCAGCCAUUGUGGACUACAUUCACUGCUCACUGCGGCUGCUCAUCAGCUGCCCGUCAGUGCUGGAGAUCUUCAGCAUCAUCCAGGUGGAGGUUUUGAGGAUGGUGUGUGAGCGCCCCGAGCCUGCUCUCUGUGCUCGUUUAAGCACUAUGCUGUCAGACUUUGUGCAGUGCAUCCCAAGGGACAAGUCAGCCAUUUUGUUCUGCCAGCAGCUGGUGAGGACCAUCAGUUACUUCCACUGCCUCGCCAACCAAGAGCGGGAACUGAGGGAGUAUGUGGGCCAGGUGACUAAGGUCAGCACACUGCUGCAGAACAUCUGGAAGGCUGACCCAGCCACUCUGCUGCCCUCACUGCAGGAAGUCUUCGCCAUCAUCUCCUCCACAGACCCCUCCUUUGACCCAUCCAUUGCCCUAGCCAGUCUGGUCCAGCACAUCCCCCUCCAGAUGAUCACAGUGCUUAUCAAGAGCCUUACCACAGACCAGAAUGUCAAAGAUGCCAGCAUGACAAAGGCACUCUGCAGGAUGAUAGACUGGCUUUCCUGGCCUCUGGCCCAACAUGUUGACACCUGGGUCAUUGCUCUGCUGAAAGGACUGGCUGCAGUUCAGAAGUUCACCAUCCUUAUAGAUGUGACUCUGCUCAAGAUUGAGCUGGUCUUCAGUCGUCUGUGGUACCCUAUUGUGCGGCAGGGGGCACUGGCUGUGCUCUCGCAUAUGCUGCUAAGUUUCCAGCACUCUCCUGAGGCCUUCCAUUUGAUCAUCCCACAUGUGGUGCAUCUAGUCCAGUCCUUGAGGACGGAUGGCCUCCCCACCAGUAAGGCUUUUUUGCUGCAGUUCACUGAGUUCAUACACUGUAUGAUGUACCAGUUCUCUGGCUUCCCCGACCUCUAUGACCACAUAUUAGAGGCCAUCAAGGAUCUCCCAAAACCUGGUGAAGAGAAGAUCAAGAUGGUUUUGAAUCAAAGUGCCUGGACAUCCCAGUCCAAUUCAAUUGCCUCUGGUCUGCUGAGGCAAACUGGGAAGUCUGAGACAGGCAAAACUGGCCUGGUCAACCUGGGGAACACCUGCUACAUGAACAGCAUCAUCCAGACCCUCUUCAUGGCCACUGAUUUCAGGAGGCAUGUCUUAUCGUUGCAUCUAAAUGGUUCCAACACACUGAUGAAAAAGCUUCAGCUGCUCUUUGCAUUCCUUGCACACACUCAGAGGGCAGCAUAUGCCCCCAGGAAUUUCUUUGAAGCAUCCCGACCUCCGUGGUUCAAUGCAGGCUCUCAACAGGACUGCUCUGAGUAUCUCCGCUUUCUCCUAGACAGGUUACAUGAAGAGGAGAAAACUCUUCAAGUUCUGGAAUCAGCCAACCCAAAAGUUGCUUCCCUUGGAGUCACAGCCAGCAAAGACUCAGGGGGUCAGACUUCCACUACAGAGGGACAUGAAGAGUCACCUUUGACUCCAGUGGAAACAAAACCAGGGCAUGAUAGGAGGACUCUGAUAGAAAGGAUGUUUGGUGGGAGAUUAAGUGCAAGUAUUCGCUGUAUGCAGUGCAACAGCAUCUCUAGGAAAGAGGAGCCCUUUACUGACCUCUCUUUGGCCUUUUGCCCCUCUACCACGUCCCAGGGGGCUCCUCAAACUGAGGGGCCCUCAGAGGAACCCAAGGGUCUCUGUCAAGGAUCUGUUAAUGGUGGCAGUGAAAUUCCUGAACAAGGCUUGGUCAAACCCUCAGCCAGCAGUGUCCAUUUUGUGCCAGCAACAAAUGAAUCACCUCUCUCUGUGCCAGACCUGGUAAACUAUUUUCUGGCUCCAGAAAUCCUCGAUGAAGAGAAUGCCUAUUUCUGUGAGAAGUGUUCCUCACUCCAGCGGGCAGAGAGGACCAUGAAAGUGGUGGCAGCACCAGAGUACUUGAUCCUCACCCUGUUGCGAUUUGCUUAUGAUGCCAAAUGUCAUGUCCGCAGGAAGAUUCUGGACAAUGUCACUAUCCCACCACUCAUGAGACUUCCUGUGCAUGCCCCUUCAUCGCCCAGAAAUUCCUCCUCUUCCACCUCUUCUCCGCUGCAAGUGGAUUCUCCUGAGAGCAGUGAGAACUUGGCUAAGAAGCUCAAGCCAUCACAAAAAGAUGAGGAGGAAGAGGAGAAAGAGAGAAUAGGCAGGGCAGAGCAGAUAAAUAAAGGAGGAGAAUUGCCAGUUCAGUCAGUACCCUAUGUCCUUAGCUCAGUGGUGAUGCAUUCUGGGAUAUCAUCAGAAAGUGGCCACUACUACUCCUGUGGUCGUAACGUUAAUGGGGCAGAUGGAACACAACAUCCAGCCAAUUACUUUGCCCUGGAGGAGGAUUUAGGGAAUGGCCAGGCAGAACGAAGCCUCUCCACUUGCUCCGCUCUCUCAACUCAACCCGAACAACGAGAGACACUACUUAAUGGUGGCCAGGAGGCAAAGGAUUGGCUGCUGUUUAAUGAUAGCAGAGUGACAUUCACAUCCUUCCAAUCAGUGCAGAACAUUACUAACCGUUUCCCCAAGGACACAGCUUAUGUUCUCAUCUACAGGAAACAGGAGCUAACAGGACAGAACAUUGAUGGGGGACAGACCGCUAACAGAAUGAGAUUGAAUGCUGAGCCUCCCCUGCAGAAAGAACUCCUGGAUGCUAUUACCAAGGACAACAAGCUGUACUUACAGGAACAGGAGCUUAAUGCUCGGACCCAGGCUCUCCAGGCCCCCUCAUCCUCCUGUUCAUUCAGACCACAUGGUUCAGAUGACAAUGAUCCACCGGGGAGCUGUGGCCCCUCUGGUGGUGGAGGAGGCGGAGGAGGCUUCAACACCGUGAGCAGACUUGUCUUCUGAAAGAAAAAGGCUAGAAGAGCCCGAGAGGAACUGUCAGAAACAGUCCUGGGUCACUGUGGACAGGAGUCUGGACUCUCAUACCAUUGAUGUGAACAUAACCUCAUUAAUAAAGCACUGAAGAUAUCUGAGAAAACACACACACAUACACAAAUACACUCACCAGUGUUAAUUUUGUCCCUUAACCAGAUUUCUUUUUAGUCCUUAAAUUUUGGGCUAAAAUUUUGUUUUAAUAUUUUUAAACAUAGUUUAUUUUUCUAUAGAUUUAGUUAUUGAAAUCACAACAUUUUAGUCUAACUUACAGUACACUUAAAUGCAAAAUGGAAUGGAAAAAUAUGGCCAAAUAUAAUUUGAUGUUUUUAAAAAAGCAGUGUGAAUGACCAUUGGUCUCUUACAAAUUUUAGUCCCUUUGCAUUUUCUUUCUAGUAAUUGUAGGUCACAUUAAAUGAUUUCCAUCAAAGUAUAGUCAUACAAAAAGAUUGUUGAAAAAUAUCCUUUAUCAUAAUUUAUUAUAAAAUUAACACUGAUACACACACACACACACACACACACGUGCAUGAGCAGUGCACACUACAGACUUGAGAAUGCACACAGAUAUAAGACAGAGACUCUUGUCGUGGUUCUGUAACAACAGCUCUCAACUCUCCUCAAGUUGAAACUUGAUUUACUUUCCGAUUUGCAUGCAGCCUUUCUUCGGGAGAUAUCGGGAGAGGGUUUGAUUUUUUUUUUUCAAAGAUAUUUGGAUAUUUGUAAUAUUUGUGUUUUGCCAUUUCAUAUCACAUGCAAUAAAUUUACCUUUGACUUAAAGAUUAAUUCUAAUAAUAAUCAAUUUAAUAGUCAAUUGAACUCUAUGAAUACUGUAUAUUAUAUUUAGAAUUAACAUGACAAAGGCAUUUUCAAUAUUAAGAUAUUUAAACCGAUUUUCACUCUGUGUUUGUUGGUGUGAUUUACAGAGAACAUAAAUGCAUACGAAUAUUUUAAGUAAAAUUCUUUUGACUGCAGUUACAAUUUGACAACAUUUUAAUGGAUUAUUCUAAUUUGUUCAUUCAGGGAGACAUUUUGUUCAUGCUGAUUUAAUGUGCCUUUUGAUAUUUAAUGCAAAUUUUGAAAGAGGAAUUUGUGAGGAUAUACACCUCAGUUUUGCUGUACAGUAUUGAUAUCCAGUGUAAAUGCUUUACCCUUCCCUACAGUAAAUAUAAAUUGG
This is a messenger RNA of Myripristis murdjan (pinecone soldierfish), 4518 nucleotides long. RefSeq names its product ubiquitin specific peptidase 38 (gene usp38). The coding region runs from base 198 to 3317 and encodes 1039 amino acids. Gene Ontology annotation, cellular component: cytosol; nucleus. The record is from RefSeq and is a predicted model, not a curated record. NCBI's taxonomy places the organism in Eukaryota, Metazoa, Chordata, Actinopteri, Holocentriformes, Holocentridae. Gene Ontology annotation, biological process: protein deubiquitination; ubiquitin-dependent protein catabolic process. The transcript is spliced from 11 exons. Gene Ontology annotation, molecular function: cysteine-type deubiquitinase activity.